This is a messenger RNA of Electrophorus electricus (electric eel), 1565 nucleotides long. It is a transcript of the gene chrm5b, whose product is annotated as cholinergic receptor, muscarinic 5b. The record is from RefSeq and is a predicted model, not a curated record. NCBI's taxonomy places the organism in Eukaryota, Metazoa, Chordata, Actinopteri, Gymnotiformes, Gymnotidae. Gene Ontology annotation, cellular component: plasma membrane; dendrite; synapse. Gene Ontology annotation, biological process: adenylate cyclase-inhibiting G protein-coupled acetylcholine receptor signaling pathway; chemical synaptic transmission; G protein-coupled receptor signaling pathway, coupled to cyclic nucleotide second messenger. Gene Ontology annotation, molecular function: G protein-coupled acetylcholine receptor activity; G protein-coupled serotonin receptor activity.
AUGGAUGUGACUGACUUUCAAAAUUCCACUGCACGUGGAAAUACAUCAGUUAUCCAGACCCUUCCCUACAAUCUUUGGGAAAUUAUAACCAUCACAACUGUGUCAGCCCUUGUAAGCCUAAUCACAAUAGUGGGGAACAUACUAGUAAUGCUCUCUUUCAAGGUUAACAGUCAACUAAAGACAGUGAACAACUAUUACUUACUCAGUUUGGCUUUUGCAGAUCUCAUUAUUGGAGUGUUUUCCAUGAACCUCUACACUUCUUAUAUUCUGAUGGGAUAUUGGUCUCUGGGACACAUAGCCUGUGAUCUCUGGUUAGCUCUGGACUAUGUGGCAAGCAAUGCAUCAGUAAUGAAUUUACUGGUGAUUAGUUUUGAUAGGUAUUUCUCAGUUACACGGCCACUUACUUACAGAGCAAAGCGAACACCAAAACGUGCAGGUAUUAUGAUUGGCAUGGCAUGGCUGGUAUCCUUCAUCUUAUGGGCCCCUCCAAUUCUGUGUUGGCAGUAUUUUGUGGGUGAGAGGACAGUUCCUCCCGACCAGUGCUACAUUCAGUUCUUCUCAGAACCAGUAAUUACAUUUGGUACAGCCAUAGCAGCUUUUUACAUUCCAAUCUCCAUCAUGACAAUUUUAUACUGCAGAAUCUACAAGGAGACAGAGAAACGCACAAAAGACUUAGCUGAGCUACAAGGGCUCACAUCUGUGAAUAGCCAUGAAAAACAAAAGUCACAAAAUCAAAGCUCUUGCUUUGCCUUCCGCAGUGUUAUGAACAGAAAGCAUGUUGGGGACAGAACCUCAUGGUCUUCAUUGAACCACAGUAAUGUAACCAAGACAACUACACAGUCUGAAGACAUGUGGACAAAGUCAGACCACAUGACAUCUUUCAACAGUUACACAUCCUCCGAAGAUGAGGAGAGGCCCAUUUCUGAAGCAACGUCACAAGAAUCCUACAAAAACCAGGAACCAGAGCCAAAUGAGCCGUCAACCUGUUACGAAGAAAGCCACAAUUUCAAUAAUGCUCUUAAGUAUUGUUCACAAAAGAACCAUAAGAAAUGCAUCUCAUACAAGUUUAAGCCAAUUCUGAAGCCCAUUAGUCCCCAGAAAGGUAAUAGUGAGGCUGAGAGGUCAUCACAUCCUUGCUCCUCAUCAGAACAGUUGGCACUUUCGUCUCCCUCUUCUUCAACCAAGCCUAUGGAUCCAAAUCUCAAGAAUCAGAUCACCAAACGGAAAAGAAUGGUUCUUGUCAAAGAGAAGAAGGCAGCUCAGACUCUGAGUGCCAUUCUCCUGGCCUUCAUCCUUACCUGGACUCCAUAUAACAUCAUGGUGCUCAUCUCCACCUUCUGUUCUGAUUGCAUUCCUCUUUCACUCUGGCACCUAGGCUACUGGCUCUGCUAUGUCAACAGCACUAUCAAUCCUAUGUGCUAUGCCUUAUGUAACAAAACUUUCCAGAAGACUUUUCGAAUGUUACUUUUCUGCAAGUGGAAGAAGAGUCGUGGGCAGGAGAAACUGCACUGGUGUGGGCCAAAGCCAGCAAUGACUAGCAAAUUAACAUAGCAAGCAGAGGCCAG